Carassius auratus (goldfish) is the source of this 1288-nucleotide messenger RNA. Its product is annotated as proline-rich protein 36-like. The transcript is spliced from 2 exons. The record is from RefSeq and is a predicted model, not a curated record. NCBI's taxonomy places the organism in Eukaryota, Metazoa, Chordata, Actinopteri, Cypriniformes, Cyprinidae. The coding region runs from base 88 to 408 and encodes 106 amino acids.
CCUCAACUCUGUUGUCACAACUCCUACGUUACAGAAUAAUCAGCCUCACCCGGAUCCAGCGGCUUUAUUCGGCAUACCAGCCGAACCAUGGACCCAGUAGACCAGCUAUUACAUCUUCGCAAAGGAGGCCUAUCUAUUGAGGAGCCAUCCUUUGAUGGUGGUGAAUGGUCAGGAUUUGCCUCAGGACAGCCAGCCUCCAGCUGCACCAAGCUUGGAGGAUCCCAGAUCUUCGUCUCUGGCCUUCAAGACCUGGGCUCCACUUCGGUCCGUCGACCCUUUGGUGUCACCUUGGCUCAAAGCUCUCUCAUCUCCAUUAUGGCCCAUCAGUCAACUGGCCCCACCAGGCUUCCUCGUUCCUCCGGCUCCACCUUGGUCAUUCGUCAACCUGCCCUCACCUCAGGACUAUAAUCCUCUGGCUUUGCCUCGUCUCUCAAUCCCUCUGGCUCCAUUGGGCUCCUCUCUCCCUCCAGCUCCGACUUGGUCCUUGGUCGCUCUGGCUCCACCGUGGCCUUCUGGAACCCCACCUUCUCCUCGGUCACCAGAGUCGUCGGCUCCUCCAUGGCCCUCUGAUCCCUCAGUGUUACUCUGGCUCUUCGGCUCUCCAUCUUCACCUUGGGCCCCCCGUCCACCUGCUCUGUUUCUUUCAGUCAGACCCCUGAAACCUUCUGUUUCACUCCCCUCAUGGGUCCUUCCUCCAACUCCAUCAUGGACUGUUAGUUCUUCUCGUAAUUGGAGCAUCUGGAAUCUGCUCUUUGGCAGGGGGCUCGGUCACGAUAAGGGGUUUGGUCUUUGUUCUCUCGGACUCCAUUUCCCAUAAACCCCUGCCUAGGAACUCCAUUAUUGAACCACACCUGUUUUCUAUCAUUGACACUAUAAAGGUUGCACUCAUCCAUAGUCACAUGGCUGAUUAUUGUUUAAUCUGUACCCUGUUCCUAGUCUCCUUGUUGCCUUGCCAUGCCUUCUUGUUUUUUUUUUUUUUACUUGGACUGUUUAUGGGAAUACUCUUUUGUCUUGCCCAGGAUAGUACCUGUUUGCUGGUGUUUGACCCUGCCUGUUUUGACCACUCUUUUGAAUAAAAGCUGCAUUUGGAUCCUCAACAAUGUCACACCUCCUAUGUUACAAGUAUCUUAUUAAUUGUAGAAAAUCAAAUUUAUAUUACCAUUACAUUAUUUAAACUCCUAUGGUAAGUAUCAUGCUACCUAUUGAGAAUUUCCUAAUGAAUAUGCAUUCAGCGUUAGCAUCGCUGUUCUUGGUGUCAUGUUAUUUUAAGGUGUUAAAUGCUGCAUUG